Nannochloropsis gaditana CCMP526 is the source of this 1428-nucleotide messenger RNA. RefSeq lists its product as uncharacterized. The transcript has 12 exons. The record is from RefSeq and is a predicted model, not a curated record. The annotation marks the transcript as partial. Gene Ontology annotation, cellular component: transcription factor TFIID complex. Gene Ontology annotation, molecular function: RNA polymerase II general transcription initiation factor activity; protein binding. Gene Ontology annotation, biological process: transcription initiation at RNA polymerase II promoter.
AUGCUUAUUGAAACACCAAACUUCAACUGUCACGGUCAUCCUAUUCUACUUCCCCAGUCCCCGACACAGCGCCUACCCAUGGCAGCGGAUACAGCACAGUUACAUGAUCGUAUUGCGACGCUCGAGAAGGAAAAAAUCGAGUGUUUGGAGCUGAUAAAGACAUUGCACCGAAAAAUCCACGCUUUGGAGGAGGAGAACGACCUCCUGGCAGUGGAGAACGAAAGACUCAGAGCACAAGAACCUCUUUCGGUCGUGGAUGGACAAUCGAAUAUCGCGCCAGAAACAGGAAUCGGUAUCUUUGAUUUGCCGAUCAAUACCACUUAUUUGGAAGAAUGCGAUGGAGCAAAGUAUAUUACGCAAGAGUUGGCAGAGGUAGAAGGUGUUGGAGGCGGACUCAACCCUCUUUGCGUCCGCAUCUGCACAUUUCCCUCCCUCCCUGCCUCUGCCGCUCCUUUCAUUCCUGACACGGUCCUGGUGGCAGUGGGUGGCGUUGACAAGUUCCUGACUCUCUACAGGGUCGAGACAAAUGGCAGUCCCUCCGAGAAGGUCUUGGUCCUCUCAGGCUUCGGCGGGCCCCUGCUGAGCCUCGACUUUUUCGCCGCAGGGGAGGAGGAGGGGAGGCUCCUUGUCACGUGCAUGGACGGCAGUCACAGCGUGGUUCAUUUCAAUAAACAUCGUCCCGUGGAUGCCUGUGUCGUGCACGCGCGCAAGGAUCACGAGAAACACGCAGUCAUAGGCCGCUGGUCUCGAUGCGGCCGUCUGUAUGCGACAGGCGGGCACGAUAAGGCUGUGUACCUGUAUGACAGCAACGGGGGGGGGCCACUCAAGUCCUUCUACUUCCUGGGCAACGUCGAAGCGCUCGCCUUUGUGGACCGCCCCGCCAGCGGCUGUGGGAAAGUUCUCAAACCUCUUGAAACAGGGGAGGCGCAGACGAGAGGGGAAGGCGGGUUGAGCGCUUGCUCGCGGCCCUUUCUGAUCGUGGCCUCCCGCAACGUGGCGCAUUUGACCUACAUCGAUUGCGACUCCUUCGAGAAGCACACGGUCUCUCUCAACAACGCCUUGUGGGACACGCAUGUCUCCUUCUCCGUCCUCUCUCUGGCCGUUUCCCCCUGCCAGGAAUUCCUGCUGGCCGCCACAGACAAAUCGCGCGUUAUACUUUACCGCAUAGGGCAUAAUGAGCAGCUACGUUCCUUAUACGGGCACAGGGCCGAUGAAUACAGUAAUCCCCGCGUCGCCUGGGAUCGGAACGGUAAUUACGUCUACUGCUCGUCACAAGAAGGGAAUGAGCUGGUAGGGUGGUCGCUAGCUUCUGAGCGGGUCGUUGUGAAACUGAAGGGCCACCGUGCUUUGGUGCGUGACAUGACGUUUGACCCGGCCUCAUGCCUGCUAGCCUCUAUUGCUUACGACAAGACUUUGCGGCUUUGGAGC